This is a messenger RNA of Trichomonas vaginalis G3, 1083 nucleotides long. RefSeq names its product molybdenum cofactor sulfurtransferase protein. The transcript has a single exon. NCBI's taxonomy places the organism in Eukaryota, Parabasalia, Trichomonadida, Trichomonadidae. The record is from RefSeq and is a predicted model, not a curated record. Bases 1 to 1083 code for a protein of 360 amino acids.
AUGGGCGAACAACUUGAUUCACUAAUUGCUGAAGAAUAUCCUUAUCUAAAUGGAAAAGGAUACUUCGAUUACGAUAGAGCUGCCCCUAUUUCGCAUUCUCAAAUUGAAAAAAUCAAAGCUGUUGCAAUGAAAAUUCAGCCAUCUCCACAUAGCUCUGAAGAACAAAGUGCAUUCGAUCGUUCUCUUACUUCAAUUCGUGAAACAUUAGCUGAUAUUUUCCAUUCCAGUCAAGUUUCUUUUGCAGUUGUUUUAUUCCAAACAAGAGAAGCUGCAAUUGACUCAAUAUUCGAGGGUUUCCCUUGGAAGAAUGGAUUCAGCCUUACCGUGCUGCCAAACUUCCACGUUGACAUUUCCUCUGCAGUAAAAUUCCCAACAAUUUAUAACGCGGCAAUUCAUGACACAAUUGAAAAAUCCAUUCAGAAAUCCUUGUACUGCUUUGAAUACGAUAAAGAGACAACAGAAACAAUGAUAAAUCUUAGAAAAUCCUCUUCUGGAACAAGAUAUUUCUUAUGUGAUGCAACAAAGAGAGGAACAUUCGAUCUCCCAGACUUGUCUCAGAUUCCUUUCGAUUUUACUUUGUUUAGUUUCAAGCAAAUUUGCGGAGCAGAUUUGACUGCUUGCUUAAUGCGUUUAGAAUCAGCAGAUAUGCUCGUCCCUCUAUUCUAUGGAGGUGGAGCAGUCUCAUUUUCAUGCAUUCGUGAGUUUUACCAUCAAAAUUUCAAAUCUCAUUCAAAGAGAUUUGAAAAUGGAACACCAUCAAUGCUUCCAAUAUUCAGUGCAGUUACUGGACUUGAUCUCCUACAGAAGAUGCAUAAGAUUGGAAACCUUGAUGAGCGUAUUAAGCAAAUUAUUGAGAAUUUCAAGAAUGUAGCCAACAGUUACUUCGAGAUUUCAGCAGAGAAUGAUUAUACAGUUAUUAUGAGCAGAGAAGGAUGGACAUCUACAGAACUUCAGUCAAAGUUUGUAGAAAAUGGCGUUUUCUUCGGAAUUCGUGAUAAUUCACUUGUUGCAAGCUUUGGAAUGGCAUCAAGAAUGCAGGAUGUUGAAGUUUUCCAUAAAACCGCUCAACUUUUAUUUAAUUAG